Messenger RNA from Suillus bovinus, 2126 nucleotides. RefSeq names its product APC amino acid permease. Gene Ontology annotation, cellular component: membrane. Bases 328 to 1977 code for a protein of 549 amino acids. The record is from RefSeq and is a predicted model, not a curated record. The transcript is spliced from 13 exons. Lineage: Eukaryota; Fungi; Basidiomycota; Agaricomycetes; Boletales; Suillaceae. Gene Ontology annotation, biological process: amino acid transmembrane transport. Gene Ontology annotation, molecular function: L-amino acid transmembrane transporter activity.
ACUUACCGGCCGGAACAUUAUUAUUCGGCUUCAAAGUAGCUCGGUUCUAUGCGUCGGACGUUAUUAUCGACUCUUCGCCUCUCUUCAACUCGUUCACCACUAGCGUUAUGAAACCAUCACUAACGGCUUAUUUAUAUCUUCCAAUACAGCGGAUCCGGCCGGGGAUAUAUCAUGUGAAUUCCAGUAUAUCUACUAAAAGUUGAUUGCGAUAGCUCGGGUGCACAUCGCAAGACGUUAGGUUCCUUUCCAAGUUCCAACCGGUCCAGCAAAAGUCUCUUCCUGAACUCGCAUUCAGCGGGAUACUAGUACAAGCUGUCAGCUCGCCCGAUGGAUGUCCCUUCAGAAACCCAGCCUCUCCUGCGACCAGCGCCUGCCAAAGUCCAGCGGAAGGUGAUCAAUGACAUUCCAGUGGAAGGGUAUCUACCUGUGCAAGAUGAGUCCGGCCGUAACAUACUUGACGAUGUGCCUGAUGAAAAGAAGCAGAUCGGACUCGCUAGUGCAGUAAUGCUUAUAUUCAACAGGGUGAUUGGAACUGGCGUUUUUGCAGCGCCUAGUGUUAUACUGCGGUCAUCGGGGAGUGUGGGAAUGACUUUUGUUAUGUGGAUACUCGGUGCACUCGUCGCAGCUGCAGGUACUGCUGUUUAUGUAGAGUUUGGAACGGGACUGCCGAGGAGUGGUGGGGAGAAGACCUACAUGGAAUACAUUUAUCGCCGACCGAGAUUCAUGAUCACUUGCUUCUACGCGGUAUACGGAAUACUCAUAGGUUGGAUGGCCGUAAAUAGCGUUGUUAUCGGGGAAUAUACCUUGAAUGCCCUCGCAAUCCAGCCUACCACUGUUAACGUUCGAGUGGUCGCCUUUCUGUGCUCGACAUUCUGUCUCAUCGCCCACGGUGCAUUUUUGAACUAUGGGCUGAAACUACAGGAUGCAUUGGGUUUUUUCAAGUUAUUCGUAUUACUCAUCAUUACUAUUUCUGGGCUCUUCAGCCUCGCUGGUGUCCCUGGAUUCGCUGUACGUGCCGGAUACGAUGUUCCACAUAAUUUCACGUGGUCAUCUUUUUGGGAGGGAAGUGACAUUGGCCUAAAUGCAUUCAUCACUGGAAUGUAUAAUGUCGUCUGGGCUUACAGCGGAUACUCUAAUGCCAAUUAUGCUUUAUCUGAAGUGCGAGAUCCUGUCCGUACCAUCAGGCGCGCUGCACCUCUUGCCAUGAUUCUUGUCGCGGUCGCGUUUUUGUCCGUGAAUGUUGCGUACUUUGCUGUGGUUUCCAAGCAAGACAUGCUUGGAGGUGGCACUAUGGCGGCAGCGCUAUUAUUUAGGAACAUCUUUGGUCCUGCUACAGAACGGAUUUUAAGUGCUGUUAUUGCACUGUCGGUACUAGGAAACCUUAUGAGCAUCCUGUUCUCGCAAGGCAGAGUUGUUCAAGAGUUAGGUAGAGAGGGUGUUUUACCACUUUCAUCUUUCUUUGCCAGCAACAAACCCUUCAAUGCACCCUUUGCUGGGCUCUUCACUCAAUGGCUCGUUUCUAUGAUCAUCAUGGUUGUUGCUCCUCCUGGAGAUGCCUAUCUCUUCAUCGUAAAUUUCUCGUUAUACCCCCUGACGAUAUUUAAUCUACUGAUAUCGGGUGGCCUCCUCCUUCUGUACACCCCUGCAUUCAAAUCCUACGAGUGGUGUCCUCCAUUCCGAGCGUGGAAGUCCGCCGUUCUAUUCUUUUUCUUAUCCCAUGUCGUUCUUGCUAUCUUGCCCAUGAUCCCGCCCUCUCCAGGAUCCGACACUUAUGAACAUCUCCCAUAUUGGUCCCACGUCGUUAUAGCAAUGUCAAUCGGUCUACUUAGCAUUAUAUACUGGUUUGUUUUCUUCUACUGGAUACCCAAGACGCGUGGAUACCGUAUCGUGCAGGAGAUUGUCUUACAGGAUGACGGGGUCCCGCGGAACGUCCUUCGGAACAUACCAAAUAGAUCAGGUGAUGAAGGACAUGCGUAAAUGUAGAUGCUCUUUGCAGGGCAGAAUACCCCCAGGAUGGCAAAGGACUUGGGAGUUUGCUGCUUCCGACAACGUAGAUUUAUUGAUGCUUCGUACAAUUUUGUAGUUGUACAAGAUCAUGAUCAAGACAACUGUCUACUGUGCACAAA